Vicia villosa (hairy vetch) is the source of this 744-nucleotide messenger RNA. RefSeq lists its product as uncharacterized. The transcript has a single exon. NCBI's taxonomy places the organism in Eukaryota, Viridiplantae, Streptophyta, Magnoliopsida, Fabales, Fabaceae. Bases 1 to 744 code for a protein of 247 amino acids. The record is from RefSeq and is a predicted model, not a curated record.
AUGAUCAACAAAUUUCUGGAAAGGUCCAAUGAAGCUCAACAAGAGCUGGAAGUAUCUGAUAAUCAAAUGUGCAAAGUAAUUACGGAUGGACAAGUGAAGACAUGGCCUAUCAAAGGGAAGCUAAAUGCGAGCAAACUAAGUGUGAAGUAUGCUAUACUUCACAGGGUUGGAGCUGCCAACUGGGUGCCAACUCAACACAAGUCUACAAUUUCUGCUGUCCUAGGUAAAUUUAUCUUUGCUAUUGGUACUAAGACCAAAGUUGACUAUGGAACCUAUAUUUUUGAACAAACUAUAAAGCAUGCGGGUAGCUAUAGUGUUAAAGGCCCCACUGCCUUCCCCUCCCUUAUUUGUGGAAUCAUCUUGAAUCAAUUUCCUAAUAUUCUAAAUGACAAAGAUUCCAUGUGCAGAAGAGAAAGUCCGUUACUCUUUCAUCAUAAGUUUUUUCAAGGAACACAUGUUCCUGAUAUUGUCACAACAUCACCUGGACCAUCCAAAGAUUUCACAACUACGAGUAAAGCUGCCAUGAUUGCAAUGCUCGAGGAGACAUGUAAGGAAAUGGAGUCCAUGAAACUAGCUCUUGAAAAUUUGAUCAACUCCCUUGAAACAGAUGACGGAGGUGAGUCUGCAGAUACUGAUAUGGAGGAACAGGAUAAAGAUGUUGGUGGAUCAGACAGUGAGAUUGAGAAAGAAGCCAGUUCUGGUGAUGGCACUGAUGAAAAUGUUGGACUCAGUAGCUCUAUUUGA